Messenger RNA from Paraphaeosphaeria sporulosa, 1431 nucleotides. Its product is annotated as cytochrome P450. The transcript has 4 exons. Gene Ontology annotation, molecular function: heme binding; oxidoreductase activity, acting on paired donors, with incorporation or reduction of molecular oxygen; iron ion binding. The record is from RefSeq and is a predicted model, not a curated record. Lineage: Eukaryota; Fungi; Ascomycota; Dothideomycetes; Pleosporales; Didymosphaeriaceae. Bases 1 to 1431 code for a protein of 476 amino acids.
AUGAAUACGAGUCACUGCUGUGCAAGAUUGGUGGCAUUGAAUACGAGGUCAUCCUUCGUCAAAAAGUAUCGGCGCGGCUGGGAAUGUCGAGAACGCUACCACACGCAUGAGGAGCACGGCGAGCUAUUCACUAGUUGUAGACCCGGUGGGAACUAUGUAAAGAUUGGUAACUUCGAUGUCGCUGAUGACAUCUUGAGACGCAAAGAUGACUUUGGUCGCGAUCUAGAGGCUUUCGCCGUUCUCAACAUCUACGGUAAAAACCUUGCGCCGAACGAAGGUAAGGAGUGGAUGAAGCAUCGCAAGGUGGCUGCUGUUACGUUCACUGAGAAGAAUGCUGACCUCGUUUGGUGCGAAGCGCUGAAGGAGGCCAGUCAGAUGUUAUGUUAUUGGCUAGAAAGAGCGAAGAAACCGAUCCGAACUUUAGCGCAGGAUACGCAAAUAUUUUCCCUCAAUGUUCUCGCGGCUGCCCCUUUCGAUCGCUCAUAUUCAUUCAAAGGACGUGAAGAGGGCAAAUUACGAAAUGAAGCCAUCGGCUCGGAUGCCAAAGAUGGGGCGUCGGGUUACCGCGACACCAUUGCCACUAUCCCGCAAAUGAUUCUUCCGAUGAUGAUCUUCGGUGAGCGGAAGCUCCGCGAAAGCUGGUGGCUCCCCAAUAGUUGGCAAAACGCUGGGCACGCAGUGGCGAACUUCAGGGAUUAUGUCACUCAUUUGAUAGACGAAGAAAGGGUGGCGAUCGCGCAAGGACAAGCCACUUCGCCAACUUGGUCACGAACCUCUUUUAAUACCGACAGCUCCAGCGAGAGCAGAGCGAUACUGAUAAAAGAUGAGAUCAUCAGCGAUUUGAUUGUGUUUGCACUCGCGAGCAACGAUACCACGGCUCUGACGUUGGCCUACAUCCUGGCCGAAUUAGCGGCGCAUGCUAGUAUUCAAGACUGGAUAUCUGAGGAGAUACGCCACUACACGACAACGGAAGACGUGACCAAGUGGGAAUACACCACGUGUAUAGAGCUCAAGCGCUGCUGGGCCGUGAUGUAUGAGACGCUGCGCCUCUCACAUCCGAUCAACCAACUUGUGAAGAAUACAGGAGCGAAACCAAGAAGCAUCACCCAUAAAGGAGCGACUUUUCUAACUCCAUCACAUACUACCGUCGAGAUCAACUUACCGUCUUUAUCAACAAUGCCGUCUCACUGUGGAUCUGACAGGCUGGAAUGGAACUCGAAGCGCUUCAUUACUUCGAAGCAUCAAUAUCCCGAUAAGUUCGAAGACGAAAAAAUCCCACCGGACACAUCUACAUUUUUCGCGUGGGCUUACAGUCGAUUAGUCUGCCCUGGCAAACGUGUCUCACAAGCUGAGCUCAUCGGUGCCUUGGCGGCUUUAUUUCGCGAUCAUCGUGUUGACCCAGUGACUGAAGUGGGUGAAACCAUGCAAUAG